UUAUGCGGAUAAUAGCAGCAUCAAAAUAAUGCGGAUAACUCUGGUCCUCCUCCUUGUUCUUACAUUCUACUUCAAUACAGUAUUGAUGUUGAGGAAGAGAUAGAGUCAAGCCAGGAAAGACACAAUUUUGACAUUAACAUUAGGUUUUCACUACUGUGAGGAUAAUAUUAACACAAAGCAAUACUAAUGUAUCCCCUUUUCCAUAUUUUGUACGCACAAAAAUAAAAAAAAUGACUUUAAAAAUUGUUAUAUGAGGCAAAGAUUUAGAUUUUUUGCCAGGGAUACAUUUUUGAUCAGUAUAUUGGUAAUGGAAGCAUCCUAGAACUGUGUCAGGACUGGGAGCUGCCUUGAUAAUAUCCUGAUCCCUGACCAGCCAUUAUUUAUUCCAUUCUUACGCAAUUCAACUAUAUCUCUUUUAUUGCAUGAUUCAAAUUGGAAUAUUCAUUUCAGAUUCAGCAUCCUGUUUUGGUAAUAUUCUUAUUUUUUAAAAUAAAGGCUCUCCAAACACUUGUUAAACUUAUUACAGGAUAAAAGGAUGUGCCAACUUGUUUUACGAAAAUCAGAUCUCUGUAGCCUUGGGAAAACUAUAGCAAUUUAUUUAUUUUUUAUUUCAAUUACAUAGUGUGAUAUCACAAAUGCAUAUAAUGAGGAUGUAUUUUGAAAACAAGCUUGACGUUGACUGUAUUCAACAUUUCUACUGAAAUCAUGAUAGGGAAUCCAACUCAUUAUAUCACGGGUGCUCAGGUGCUGUUUUUUUCCUAAUUGGUAACGACAGACCCUGCAUAAUUAAAUGUUGGGUUACAAUUUUCUCUCUAUCUAUCCCUCUCUCUCUAUCCAAUUAACUUGCUAUGAAGAUUUCUUCCGUGCUUUGAUCAGAAGCCAAUCCUAGCAUCAUGAUUGCUUUUGGUUGCUCAGUAAAGAACAAUUCUGCUAAAAUGAGACUUUAUAAGUGAGAGAACAAGUAGGAAAACUUUUCCUUUGUCUUCUUGUUGCUUUAACAUUAAUCUCUUAUAAAGUAUGCUCUAUAUGGUAGAUGUGUGUUGAUUCUGUGCCAGACAUGUUGAUGUCUGAUGAAGAAUUAUUCAUCUGAAUAUUUGGAAAAGGGGUGAUUUUUAUAUAUUUGAUUUUCUUCUUUUUUUCUUUGCUUUUUUACUAUCAUGUUUGUCUGUAUAUUAUUGACAUUCACACUCCUGAUUUGGCAUACUGUUUACAUAAUGACAGGCAGAGUUAUUUCAAUAUGUACACACUUAAAAUAAGCUUUUAUUGAAGUUAGUCUGCAUGAAUUUGAUUUCCACUUGUAAUUGUACCAAUUCAAAAAUCAGAGUUGAUUUUAUAGAUAAAAGGUGUGGGUAGUACCAGAUUUCAGAAUAAAACAAGGCCAACAAGUAAAUUUGAACCUUGGAUCAUAAAUGUGAUGGUACUUGUUAGAAGAUGAGGAGGUUGUUGUUAUGCAAUAACUAUUUUAAGAGCAAACCUAGUAAUGUUGUAUUACUAAUCAUCUUCAUACUAUACCCACCAGCUUCUUUAUCAAAUCACUUCAUCAGGAUAGCUGAUCCUAGAAUAAAAAAAGAGUAUAGGAUUUAAUAAAAAAAAAGAAAGGUAGUGAUUGGCUUUAUAUCAGACAUGAAGUGUAGCUGACUGACCAAGAACAAGAUAGAGUAUUAUGUAUCACUCUAUAAACUGGCUUCCAGACCAAUUGGAUUGAUUGUUGAUUAUAGUGUGUUCACAUAUCUUUGGAUCAUGUGGUAUGGAAAUAGUUGUUCAGAGAUGGAUCAAUCAAUGUGUAUAUCAUUGCAACAGCUUCCUACGAUGUCUCAGGUGUAUUCUCCAGGUGCAGAAGACUAUCAUUCAGACCCUAAUUAUUCAUCGCCUAAACCCCCUGGCAUGUAUCCAGAAUAUUUCAUGGAAGGUUCACACUCCCAGGGCCACUCUCACAGUAGUACAAAUCCAUGGAGCAGCAAUGGCAUGGCGCCAACGUCCAAUAGCUUCCAUUCCUUACAUAACUCCAGUUCUUAUUCUCAGGCAGGGGAAUACCCUACACAUGAACCUAUGUAUCAGAGUAGUAACAGCGGUAUGUCAUCAGGUCAUGACCCUCUUAGUCUUCCUCCAAUGACAACGUUUAGACCAGGUACCACAAACACUGCCCCAUACACCUCAUCACCGCCAAUUAAUGGCACAGAAACAGUCAUGUCAAGUAGUAGAGGGAAUGGCACAAAUAACUCAUCAGGUUCCAGCUCACAUACAGGAGCUGCACUUGGAAAAGCUCUAGCAUCUAUUUAUUCAGCAGAUCAUCCUAAUAGCACAUAUCCCUCCAAUCCUUCAACGCCUGUUGGUUCUCCGCCGCCUCAUUCAGCAUGGCAACAAAGGACAGCAGAUCCUCAGACCUCACCGGGACCAUACAGCCAGAGUCAUUUACAUUCAUUGACACGUUCCAAUUCUUUGGAUUCAAGGCAUUCAGAACCGAUAAUUCAGAACUUGUAUGGUGGGCCUAAGCAGAUUGUCAAGCAAACGCGCAUGGAGGAGAGGUUAGAUGAUGCAAUCAACGUGUUACAAAAGCAUGCCCAGAGUUCUGUUGAUUUGGGUCUCCCGGUAGGACCAAUGGGUAGUAGUGGGGGUCUUAUGCCUGGUGCCACAUCUCAUUCUGGUUCAGGACCUAUGGGGGCUAACAUCUCAUCAUAUGCAGGACAUACAGGACAGUAUCUAGACUCACACAUGCCUGGCGGUGCACAGUCAUUAUCAGAGAGGGGGAGUAUGUUAUCACAAGAUAUCAAUCCUGGUCAACCUUAUGGAGUACAUGGUGAUAUGAUGGGUAGUGGACUAGACAAUGGCCUGAAAUCAAGUACCAAUACCAAGAAGAAGACCAAAUCAGAAGAGAGUAAAACGAAAGGAGGUGGAGGAGGAGGAUUGAUGCUGGAUAAUGAUAGAGAUGAUGUCUCAGGUGGAGGCGCUCCCAGUUCUAAAAAAGGAGAUGCUAAUAAUGCUCCCAAAAACAAGAAGAGGUUCAAAAAUGAUUCAAGAAGUGGUGGUGGUGGUGGUGGUGCAGGGCCACAGCAGGGAGGCAAAAGUCUUAUGAUCCUCAAUCCUGGAUCACCAGACAGUGAGUCAGAUGAUGAAGGGUUGUCACCGGAGCAGAAGCAGGUAAAAGAGAAAGAACGCCGCCAUGCAAAUAAUGCAAGGGAGCGUAUCCGUGUAAGGGACAUCAAUGAAGCAUUCAAAGAACUUGGUAGAAUGUGUCAGUUACACCUCAAACAGGACAAGGCACAAACUAAGCUUACCAUACUACAUUCAGCAGUCUCAGUCAUUACUACAUUGGAGCACCAAGUUAGAGAACGUAACCUGAACCCCAAAGCAGCGUGCCUUAAGCGGCGAGAAGAAGAAAAAGUAGAAGAAAUGCCAAACAGAGGGUCACUUGGAGGUCCAGGUCCUGGUUCAGAUCCCUUAGUCUCACAGUCUGGACUUGCAGGCAAUAACCUCCAUGGUCGUGGAAUGCAAUCGUGUCUGGGGCAGACAUCGGGUGCACCAACAGGCUACGCCAGCCAUCUUUAUGACAACUCCAUGUCCCAUGGUGGCCCACAUCAGACAAGUUUGGGAUCGAUGGGAGGGGGACAUAUGUCAGCCAUGGACCUUAACCCUUCACCAUCAUCCAUGGGAGGUGGAGAUCACAUAUCUAAGAGCGCUUUGUCACACCUAUCACACUCAUCUGCUCAACCAUUAGAGCCACUCACGCCAGAGGAGAAUGACAGUAUUGCUGUACAGUAACGCUCACUUGUUUGUUAGUCUACCGUUACAGAUCUUGACGGGUGGAGUAUCACUCUUUACUAUGACUUGAAUAAAGUGAGUUCACUCUAACAUAGGAUUCAUGGAAGCAGUACAAUAUCAAGACCAAGUAGUUCUCUUUCAGACUGCCAAUAACUUUCACUGACUUUAUUAUCAUGAUGUCCUUGAAGUGGGUCUGUACCAGUAGACUACAUCUGUGUAUUGCAGCCGUGCAGCUUUAUCUUCUAAAGUCUAUUGAUUAUAUAUGCCUGUAAUGUACAUUGAUGAAGUCAUAAACUUGAUUGGAAAACACCUCUUCUAUAUUUGUGAAGGAGAGGAUUUUUGUAUGAGAAAUUUGUUUUCCUCUGUCUCAUUGUCAUUGUAAAGCUUGAUGAGAAAGGAAGUUACAAUUGUAAUGUUGUGUUUCACAUCUGUGAAACCUUGUUUAAGAGAUGCUAUUGGGUAGUGCAGAUAAUAUGGUGAAGGUACUAAGUUUUUUGGAUGAAGACAUAACAGGACACCUUUAUUUUCAGAUGUGUUUUUUUAAAUGCCCUGAAUCAUGUGUGCAGAUAUCAUUUGAUAGUAUUUGGGUUUCUUCUUUUUGUUCUCUUGUAUGUUUCAUAAUAGGAGUACAUUUGUUAUCAUACCUUGUUAUUCACUGUGUAAAGUUGUAAAAAGUUUCCAGGAAAAAAAAACAAGAAAAAAAAGACAAGGUGUAGUGACAACAGAUUUAUUUCUGCAUCCAGUUUUAUCUGGAUCAGCUGUAUAAUUAUUUUGUAUAAUAAUAUUUUAUUUCUUCUAUGUCUGGGUAAUCGAAUUUGUUAUAUUAAAUGUUUCACUGCACAAUAGUAGCCACUUUAACCCCCUUCAGUUCCCCAUUGAUAUGUUUCGGUGCUCAUUAUUUGUUUUAUUCUUUGCCAAGUCUUGAUGUACUAUCGACUAUUUCUUUCUCAUGAGGGUAUGUAAUGUCUUUUUUUCUUUUACCAUUUGUAAUCUGUAGGUCAGCCUUGCUAUGUCUUUAUUCAUGUGGACUUUUUAAUAAUCUUGUUCAACAGACGGUGCAAUCUUGUCAACACAUGGUUUUUAACUUUUCCUGAAAAAAACUUGUUGAUAAAUAAUGUUGCUAUCCUGAGAGUGUUAAUCUUCCUCCCUGCCCAUGGAUUCAUAUUAACUGCCAUAGCUCUCAUGCUGCUUUCAUUUUAAGUCGAAAUUUCUUCCCGUUUGGCUGCCAACUCGAAUAAUACUUACAUAGGAUAGCAACUCACUCAGAUAAUGAGAUUCAGUGAUUCUCAGGUUGUUAAUGGUAACAAUUACAUUUGGCACAUCAUAGUCACAUGAAUAAUAUGUCUUGUCACAUGAUUGAUUAAAAAGAAAUAGCAGGACAAAACAUUCAGUUUAAAGAUUACAGAGUAAAUAGUAAGAAAUUCAUAAAUAGGGAUUCAACUUGAUAUUUUAGGUUGAGAAUAUUGACAAAAAUACUUUUUGAACAAUAAAGGUUUGGAGAAAAAUGAAAUUGCCAUCACCUUGAUGUUUGGUUUCCACUAAAUUGGACCCAACCUCGUUAAUGUAUGAUGACAAUUGAACAAUGGUAUUAGACAAGAAAAAGGGUCAAUAAACCAUUGGAAACCAGGUGAAAUAAUUUUAAGACUGUCGAUUGACUACAUUAUUUGUAAUUUGUAAUGUUAUGGCAUCAAACAUCAGAUGCAGUAAAAAUUAAAUAGAGAAAACAAAUACAAAGGAUAUGAAAGUUAUGAAGAUUAUUGAAUAACAUGGUUUUUAGUGAGAUUUUAAUAUUUAUUAAUCAAAACAGUUCAUUCUUUCAUGUGUAAUCAUUUGCCUUGCAAAUUUUAUUCCACUUACCAUAAUUUAUCAAUUUUUAUUUCCAUAAUUCCAAGAUAUAAUGGUUGUCUAUAUUGGAAUAUAUGAAGAGGGAUAUCUCUAUUUUACAUCACCUUUUAAAAAUUGUGUGUUAUUUUUGUUCCUGUUUGUAUUAUGGAGUAAUGACUGAAUUUUUCUCCCAAUUUCCAAUGUUCAAAAUUUGGUUGUCAUAUCAGGAGAAAGUUUAUAUCAGGGUUUUACCCGUUUCUCAGUAUUCUAAACAAAUAUGUGAUUGCAUUUGAUAUAAGAAUGGUUAGAAUAUCUGAAAAUACCAAUAAACUCUUCUGAAGACUCCAAUAUUACCAUGAAAAGUAAAAAUUAAUGUCCCUUUUCAGUUUUUAUUUUGCUGUUCUCCACAGGUAGGUGCCAGAAGCAUUUUUACCUUUAGCAGUUAUUCAUAAUUUUGUUUAGCACAAGCCACCUAGGUCAUUAACAAUUGAAUCUAUGACAAAUUAAAGCUAAUGGUCCAAUCAAUUGAGAAUAUUUCUUUGCCUUACUUUUCAAUUUUAAUUUAUCAAUUAAUAAAUAAUGAAGAUUUGCAAUUUGUCUUAAUUUUGAAACCAUCAUCUCAUGAAAUUGACAAAUCACAUUCCAUAUGAUAUGUCCAUGCAUUAACUGCAUAAUGAUUUCAAUUGGUUUUUUUUAUUCUUGGUAGAAAUUUUAAGGAAAAUAAAAGUGCAUAUUUAUGAGAUUGUUAUAGUUCAUAAUUGUUAUAUUGAUUAAGUGUAUUGUGACAAUAUACUUCCUUACUGAAUUUUACUUAUAGUUUGGAUAAGCCUGAUAGUAUUAUAAUUGUACAGAUAUGUAUUUCUUUGAGCGGUAAAUAAACAAUCCAGUAUUCUUAAUCUCAAGGAUCCAUCACAUCUGUGCUCCUUUUUCUACAUUUUUUUGUGUAUUUAUUCUAAUUUAUUUCUAUUGAUUUUAUUUUAUUUAUUUGUUUAUUAUUAUUUUUUGCUGCAAAGGUGAGAGGGUGAAUGAAUCUUCAGUAGAUAUUAGCUACACAUUGAUACACUGUAGAAUUUGGCAUGAUUUUUUUUCUACGAUGCUUGUAUAUGUAUUACAACUGUAAAUGUUGUAGAUUAUUGUUUCAUUUAGUUGAUUAAUGACUUAAUGAUGAAAAAGUAUUUUCUGUCUCCCUGUUUCAUGACAAGGGAGAUAGGGAAAUAAUGAAAGAGGCAGAAGAAAAUUUUGGAAUAUAUUUUGUGACUGUAACCCGAGUGGGGUUAACUUAUUUAUGAUGACCAGGUAAAAGAUGAGAUAGGCACACUCUAAUUCAAGGUUUGGGGAUUUUCGUUAUUGCUCUCUCCUAAUGUAUCCUGUAACUAUUUGUAGAAAUGUAUUUUCUUAUGUGUCAAUUCUAUUCAUUUGAUCCUAUUGUUUUGUUUUACCGUACAUGGAAGAUACUUUUCAUUCAUUCAUGGACAUUGACACUUUUAAACUAUGAAGAACAUAUAAGCUAUGGUGACUGGUAUGGAGAUUGUCAUGUUUUAUAUCAUGAUAGUAAAUCAAUCAAAUUGGUGAAUAGUCAAGGCCAUUCAAAUUGGUGAAUAGUCAAGGCCAUUCUCCAAGCAAUUAUAUUUUUAUUUCUCUAUAGUUACCUGUAGAGUCUAGUAGGUAUUUUUUGUAGAUUUUUCUCUGUAAGAAGAAUAAAUUUAUUAUUUGUGCUUUCUAUUGUUGAAAUGACACUUCAUAUCUUUCAGAUAAAAGAUGGCUAGAUCUUUCAAACCAUGUAAUAAUGUCCAUCUAACAGCAUUCACCUGAAGAAUGACAUUCUAAAACGGCUCUCAACAAAUUAUUUAAUGUAAAGCAAUCAUUAAAUUUAUUACAAGAUGAGUUUCUUGAUAUUUAGAUAAGUUAGUUUAUUUGUCAGAUCUUCAAAUGGUCACUAGAAAGCAGAUGCCAAACAUACAUGUAUAGGUUAGCAUAAUAUCCAUGCAAAAUGCAUUUUCUUAUGUAUGGUUGGUUGAAUAAUGAAAUAAUUUCCUUCAUCACAGUGCAGUAACAUUCAUUUGUUUCUGUACCACAUCAAGGCUCAGUACUUAAAAAUCUACUGCAUCCACCCCCCCCCCCAAAAAAAAAGAUAAAUGGUCAUUAUUUGUUGUUUCAAAACUGAUUUCUGUUGAAAUUAAUGCCAUCUAUUAAUGUUAUCUACUGAUAUGAAAAAUCCUGUACAAGAGAAUUGUCUUCAGCUUUGUUGAGCCUGUAUUCUAUCAUUAACUAUUCCUCCUGUUAAUUAAAAGUAAUAUGAUUUUUUUUUGUUUCUUUUGUUUUUAUAGUCUUUAAGAAGAAUCUGUCUGUUUGGUAUCAACCCAGCAUCUUUCAAAUGUAUAUAUGCUUCUCGUUUAGGAAAUAAAUGUGCCAUCUCUUUUUACCUA
Lytechinus variegatus (green sea urchin) is the source of this 8009-nucleotide messenger RNA. Its product is annotated as transcription factor 12-like. Gene Ontology annotation, molecular function: DNA-binding transcription factor activity, RNA polymerase II-specific; protein dimerization activity; RNA polymerase II cis-regulatory region sequence-specific DNA binding. Gene Ontology annotation, cellular component: transcription regulator complex. The record is from RefSeq and is a predicted model, not a curated record. Gene Ontology annotation, biological process: regulation of transcription by RNA polymerase II. The transcript is spliced from 15 exons. Lineage: Eukaryota; Metazoa; Echinodermata; Echinoidea; Temnopleuroida; Toxopneustidae. The coding region runs from base 1741 to 3759 and encodes 672 amino acids.